ACUGUUGCCCAAAUCCCGCUCUUAAGCCUGCCAAAAUAUUGGGUCGGGCUUUCCAGGAUUGGGCUAACUGCCUAGCCAUUGAUCCCUUUACCUGCUUGCUCUCUCCACAUUUCCGAAUAGCCAACAAAGCUUUCUUCUUUGACACAGAAAAAACAUGGCAAGAAGAAAACUUCUAUUGCUCUUGAAACCAUUUGAUGUCUACCAAGUUACUCAAUCAAAUGCGGUUUCUCGCUUCUCCAAUCCUCGGAUUUUCCAUUAUAUUGAUAAUAGGCGUAAGGUGCACAAAGAGGCCAUAAACGUCUGUCAGAAAAUUUUACAGCAGAAGCCAAUUGACUGGAAACCCAUAUUUCGUAACAAUUUAUCACAACCAAUUCAUAAUGUGGAUUUGGUUGUUACAGUUGGUGGUGAUGGUACUCUUUUGCAGGCCAGCCAUUUCUUGGAUGACUCAAUUCCAGUUCUAGGGGUUAAUUCUGAUCCUACACAAGCUGAAGAGGUUGAAAAAUUCAGCAAUGAGUUUGAUGCUACUAGAAGCACUGGCUAUUUAUGUGCAGCAACAGUAAAAAAUUUCGAGCAAGUGCUAGAUGGCUUUCUAGAGGAUCAGAUAGUUCCUUCGAAGUUGUCUAGGAUAUCAGUAUCUGUAAACUCAAAAGUUCUGCCUACAUGUGCUCUUAAUGAUAUCUUGAUUGCUCACCCUUGUCCUGCAACUGUUUCCCGGUUCUCAUUCAAAAUUAGAGGGGAUGAUGAAACAUGUUCACCAUUAGUGAAUUGCCGAUCAAGUGGUCUCAGAAUCUCAACUGCGGCAGGAUCAACAGCUGCCAUGCACUCAGCGGGAGGAUUUCCAAUGCCUAUUUUAUCUAGGGAUCUUCAAUAUAUGGUAAGAGAGCCUAUUUCACAGGGACCAGCCAUUUCUCGCUUAAUGCAUGGUUUAAUCAGGUCAGAUCAGUCAAUGGAUGCUUCAUGGUUUUCUAAAGAGGGUUUUGUAUAUUUUGAUGGCUCUCAUGUUUUCCACACUAUCCAAAAUGGGGACACCAUAGAAAUAUCUUCCAAGGCCCCAGUUUUGCAAGUUGUCUUGCCUCAUUUAUCAACAUAGAACUCUUGUAAAGAGCUGGCAAAUGUUCAUCCGAAAAAACUAAACAUUUUUGAACCAUGACUAGUUCAUAGCUCUUGUAAAUACGAAAGAGACACGUAGAGAACCAAUCUUUCAUUUUCCACAUAGAAAAUUCAAAUAUUUUCUUCUUUGAAAGCUACAAA
Messenger RNA from Gossypium arboreum, 1251 nucleotides. RefSeq names its product NADH kinase. The transcript has 5 exons. Gene Ontology annotation, molecular function: NAD+ kinase activity. Bases 155 to 1090 code for a protein of 311 amino acids. NCBI's taxonomy places the organism in Eukaryota, Viridiplantae, Streptophyta, Magnoliopsida, Malvales, Malvaceae. Gene Ontology annotation, biological process: NADP+ biosynthetic process; NAD+ metabolic process. The record is from RefSeq and is a predicted model, not a curated record.